GAGGGAGGUGAAGGGGGUUGGGGACUGAGAGGGCGGACGGCUACCGGACCUACUCAGAAACUGAACUUCACACUGACUCAGCUUGUUGCAAAUGCAGCAUUCACCAUCGCAGACAUUGAGACUUUCAACUGAAAAACGAACCUCUUCACUGAGACCUAUCAAACCCAAAGGCAAAAGGGGACUUGCCUUCUUUCAGUCUGGAAAGCCGUUCUGUUUCUACGGUUAUAACCACUGGUGAAUAAUGGAAAUACAAAAAGGGGACGACCGUUCGACUCAGCACGCGGCCAGUUUAUUAGGCUCACCUGGUCAGGACAGUCAGAUGUCACAUAGUGGUAACAAAAAAAAGUCUAACAAACGCAAGGUCAUCAUUGCGAUACUGUUGCUGGGCUUGUUGAUCACUGUCAUCGUGGUCGUAUUCUUCUCGAGGCAGUAUUGUGGCGUUAUCGAGGGCGUGAGUUCCUGGAUAGAAGAGGACUGCGAGGAUCAACAAACCCCACAAUGUCCACCCGGUUUUUCCAAACCGCCCUUGAUCCUGGUUUCCAUGGAUGGCUUCCGGGCGGGAUAUUUUAACCACAUCAGUCGCCUUCCAGUCAUCAGCAAAUUACGCCGCUGUGGCACCUCCACGUCGCACAUGAGACCUGUCUAUCCCACCAAAACCUUCCCGAACCACUACACCAUCGUGACUGGCCUCUAUCCUGAGUCCCAUGGGAUCGUGGACAACAAGAUGUACGACGUGACCGACAACACAUUCUUCAGUCUGAAAAACCCAGAGAAGUUCAACGCCAAAUGGUACCAAGGGGAACCAGUGUGGCUCACUGCCAUGGAUAAUAAGCUGAAGUCAGCAACGUUCUUCUGGCCAGGCUCUGACGUGGCAGUCCAUGGAAGAUACCCAGACAUUUACAAGAUGUAUAACCGGUCCAUCCCAUUUGAAGAGAGAAUCUCAACCAUAUUUGAUUGGCUGAAUUUGCCUCCAGGGGAAAGGCCUGAUUUUAUCACUCUGUACUUGGAGGAGCCAGACCAAUCUGGACACAAAUACGGACCAAUGAGCAGUGAGGUGAUUAGGGCCCUGAUGAACGUGGAUAGGGUGUUGGGACUUCUAAUGGAUAACCUGAAACACAUGAACCUUCACCGCUGUGUCAACCUGGUGCUUUUGUCUGACCACGGAAUGGAGGAAGCGUCCUGCAAAAAAGCAGUAUUUGUGAAUUCUUACCAGGACAACGUGGACGACUUCACUGUCAUCCAGGGUCCUUCCGCACGAAUCCGACCCAAGAGACUCCCGGAAGACUUCUUCUCCUUCGACUAUGAAGGCUUGGUGAAGAACCUGUCGUGCAGGAGCGCUGACCAGCCCAUGCGGCCCUACCUGAAAGAGAACCUCCCCAAGCGGCUUCACUUUGCAAACAACGUGCGUAUCGAGAGGGCCCAUCUCUACAUGAAGCCCGGCUGGCAGGCAGCACUAGAUAAUGAAGAAAUCAAGUACUGCGCUGGUGGAUUCCACGGUUCGGAUAAUGUCUUCAAAAACAUGCAGUCCGUUUUCAUGGCUUAUGGACCAGGGCUGAAAUACAAGACCCAGGUUGAACCUUUUGAAAAUAUUGAAGUCUACAACCUGUUGUGUGAUUUGUUAGAAGUUCCUCCUGCUCCUAAUAACGGAACCCACGGCAGCCUGAACCAUCUCCUGAAGAACCCGCCACACCGCCCUGUGUACCCGGCCGAGCGCUCGUUUCCUGUUCCCUGUGAGGCCAGCGGUACCGCCCCCUCUGAUGAGCUGGGCUGUAGCUGCAGCAGCGUCCGCACUGAAGCAGAGGAGGAGCGUAUGAACAGGCAAAACGUGUCAAAUUCCUAUCCAACGGCCAAGGCUCUUCACCUGCCAUAUGGAAUCCCCCGAGUUCUGCGGGAGAAGGUGGACUACUGCGUCCUAAACCACGCCGACUACGUCAACGGCUACAGCAAGGACACAUUCAUGCCGCUUUGGGUGGCCUAUACCAUCACCCCUCUGAAAAAUGUCCAGCCACUGAGUCCAGAAACAGAGUCGUGUGUCCGUGCCGAUCUCCGUGUGGCGUCACAGGUGAGCCAGAGCUGUGUCAGGUACAGGAACAACCCGGCCCUGACCUACGGCCUGCUACAUCCACCAAAUCUAGGUUCCAGUGGAAGUGUGACACAGUCCCUACUCACCAGCAACAUGGUGCCCAUGUAUCCUGCUUUUAAAGAGGUUUGGACCUACUUCCACAAUGUCGUCCUGGCAAAGUAUUCCCAGAAGCUGAAUGGGGUCAACGUAAUGAGCGGACCGGUCUUUGACCCAGAGGCCAAGGGCCACUUUGUUGCUCCUACUGUCAGUGCAGCACACGAGGCACCCGUCCCAACUCAUUUCUAUGUGAUACUGACCAGUUGUGGAAACUCCCUCCUCUCCCCCACUGACUGUCUGGGGCCCCUGGAGUCCAUGGCCUUUGUGCUCCCCCACAGGCCCGACUACAUGGAGACAUGCGCUAAUGGAUCGGAUUUCCAGUGGGUUCAGGAGUGGGCCCAGUUCCAUGUUGCCCGGGUCCGAGACAUUGAGCUCCUGACUGGUCUCAGCUUCUACCACGACAGGGUAUCAGUGGAAGAAACGCUACAGCUCAAGACAUUUUUACAGACAUUUUAAAAGCCUAUUUAGAAUCCUCUGGCAGGUUUUAGUACAGUUAUUUUUUUAUUGUUUUGAGAUGGUUUCACAAAGUAAGUAAAGGUUCACGGGCCAAAUUUGUUGCCCUGAAUUCAAUGGGGAAAAAAUAUUAGUGCUACACUGAUAUUUAAGGAAAUUCAGAGGAGCAAAGAGCAACUGAGAAACAACCUGAGAGUCAAUUGAUCCUCAAUCCCUAGACGCAGAAGACUUUGUGACAGACAGAAGUCAUGAAUCAAAUAAAAUUUGCGUUUGUCUGCUAGGACAUGAGCUAGGGCAGAUGGAUCUACCAGAACACUGAACCAAAAAAUAUAUAAUUACGUUAAUGUAUAUCGCUCAUCCCAGAAAUAGUGGGAAAGGAAAGAGAAUGGAGAAGAGCAAAGUCUUACAUAUAUUUCAAUGCCAUAAGAUUUUAUAUAACAAUGUGGCCAAAGACAUUUUAUUGAAUGGAAAAAUACUGGUUAUUUGCAGGAUUGAAUCAUAUGCCCAUGUUUUUAGGAGGGGGCGAUUGUGGUGUAGAUGCCCAAAAUACACAUUUUGUUAUAGUAAAAAGUGUCUGGUUUACAAGAACAAAUAACAGGAGAACCACAUUUCACCCACAUUUUCAUGUUUGUACAAAUAUUGAUAUUAGUUCUUGUUUUGUUUAUAUAUUUUUAUUUGUAUUGCUCCGUCAUGGUAAACACAAGGCUGUAUAGACCGAAAUAGUUGACUCUUCAAAUAUGGCCUGUGUUUCUUUGUCUUAAUCCAGCUAGGUGUUUUAACAACUGUGUAAAUCAGGACAAGAUUACUUCUUUCAACAUAUUUGCUUCAAAUGUAACUCUACAAAAAUGCUUUUGAUUAUAUUUAUCCAAUAUUGUUUAGUCACCUUGUCCGGUAGAUAUUUACAUGGUUAUUUAAAUGGUGAGAUGGAUCAAAUCUACACAAAACACAGGCCUUACUAGAAAUUCCCUAUGGAAGAAAUGUAUGGUUUAAGAACCAAAAGAUCUGCUUUACCAGAUGUGCCGCAAGGUAUUAUGGGUAUUAUGAGUCAUAGUAUUUCAGGCUAUAGUUGAUGUGGACAACUGGGAUUAAAUAUAUAACAUGACUGUU
Molecule: messenger RNA, 3739 nt
Organism: Esox lucius (northern pike)
Lineage: Eukaryota; Metazoa; Chordata; Actinopteri; Esociformes; Esocidae
Gene: enpp1
Product: ectonucleotide pyrophosphatase/phosphodiesterase 1
Exons: 23
Coding region: 242-2635 (797 amino acids)
Biological process (GO): regulation of bone mineralization; negative regulation of fat cell differentiation; inorganic diphosphate transport
Cellular component (GO): cell surface
Molecular function (GO): dinucleotide phosphatase activity; metal ion binding; nucleic acid binding
Source: RefSeq, a predicted model, not a curated record